GCUAUAAAAGGAGCGGCCGCGGCGGCGGUGCUGCAGGGUGCUUGGGCAGCGCUGGGUAGCGGUGGUGCGCCGCUAUGACUCUCGAGGAGACCCACGGGCAGGAGUCUGUGCCGGCGGGGCAUGACUGGGUGCAGGGCGCGGGCAAAGCGCUGCAGGAGCUACUGGUGUCGGCGCAGCGCCGCGGCUGCCUCACCGCCGGCGUCUACGAGUCGGCUAAGCUGAUGAACGUCGAUCCCGACAACGUGGCUUUCUGCGUGCUGGCCGCGGACGAGGAGGACGAGGGGGACAUCGCCCUACAGAUCCACUUCACCCUGAUCCAAGCCUUCUGCUGCGAGAACGACAUCGACAUCGUGCGGGUGACCGACGUGUCGAAGCUGGCUGUUAUCGUGGGGACCAGCGAGGAGUCCGGGGAGCCGCGGGAUCUCCACUGCAUCCUCAUCACGAACCCGAAUGAAGAUGGUUGGAAGGACCCAGCUCUAGAAAAGCUGAACUUGUUUUGUGAAGAGAGACGAAGUGUCAAUGACUGGGUGCCGACUAUCACCCUGCCUGAGUGAUGGUGACCCCAGUGCACUGGGGUGGAUGAAACCUUUGUUGCAUUCCCGAUGUGGCGUGGGUUCACUGAAGUGUGCAACAAGCUGCUGAUUCCAUGGAUUAGCCUGGUCAAGAGACUGGAUUAAAGUCACUCAGACUGGCAUGCAGUGGGCUCUUACGGAGGAGAAAGAAGAACAGCUCGCCUUGCUGGUGAGCCUCUGCAGGCUGCAACCAUGGAGAGGUUGAUAUACCAUGGAACUGAAAGAAAUAUUGCAGGUUUCCUGGUCAAGUGGAGCUGUUUCAGAAGGCACAGAGAAAGUUGGAAAGCGGGCCAAAACUUUUCAGGAGGACUGGACAGAGUACUGUAACUAGGAACUGUUGGUACUGUCUACAGAACACAGAAGAAAAUAACAAUAUUUGAUGGACUGCUAGGGACUGGUCACUAA
Cuculus canorus (common cuckoo) is the source of this 977-nucleotide messenger RNA. RefSeq names its product growth arrest and DNA damage inducible gamma (gene GADD45G). Gene Ontology annotation, biological process: regulation of cell cycle. The record is from RefSeq and is a predicted model, not a curated record. Gene Ontology annotation, cellular component: cytoplasm; nucleus. The transcript is spliced from 4 exons. Bases 75 to 554 code for a protein of 159 amino acids. NCBI's taxonomy places the organism in Eukaryota, Metazoa, Chordata, Aves, Cuculiformes, Cuculidae.